Oryctolagus cuniculus (rabbit) is the source of this 1234-nucleotide messenger RNA. RefSeq names its product olfactory receptor 9S13-like. Gene Ontology annotation, cellular component: membrane. Lineage: Eukaryota; Metazoa; Chordata; Mammalia; Lagomorpha; Leporidae. The record is from RefSeq and is a predicted model, not a curated record. Gene Ontology annotation, molecular function: G protein-coupled receptor activity; olfactory receptor activity. Gene Ontology annotation, biological process: G protein-coupled receptor signaling pathway.
UGCUUUUAUAAAAUAUUGGGACUCCUAUGACAAACCUUCUUCCAUGCAGGUUCACCAGUUACUCACAGUAAUGCAAGGGUUCUGAUCAUUUCAUUUCUCUCAUUUUCGUCACUCCUCCGUUUCUAUCUAUAUCUCAGCCAUGAAGAGGGAGCUAAAAUGAAUGAUUCAGAGGUGACUGACUUCAUUCUGCUGGGAUUUAGAGCUCCCCCCGAACUGCAGCUUCUCUUAUUCUUGAUGUUCUUGAUGGUCUAUGUGGUCAUUGUGUUGGGAAACGUGAGCAUGAUAAUUGUCGUCAGGGGAGACACCAAGCUCCACACACCAAUGUAUUUCUUCCUUAGCAAUUUGUCUUACUUAGAUCUCUGCUACUCCACAGUCAUUGCUCCCAAGACAUUAGCCAACUUCUUGACCAAGGAAAAGAAGAUCUCAUACAAUGGCUGUGCAGCCCAGUUUUUCUUCUUCGCCCUGUUUGUCACAACAGAAGGCUUCCUCCUGGCCGUAAUGGCAUUUGAUCGAUUCUCGGCCAUUUGCUCCCCUCUGCUCUACCCAGUGCACAUGUCCCAGAAAGUCUGCGUUCGAUUGGUCACUGGAUCCUAUCUCUGCGGCUGCAUCAACUCUGUUGUGCAAACAGGCUUCACCUUUAGCCUGCGUUUCUGUGGAGAAAACAGGCUGGACCAUUUUUUCUGUGACGUCCCAGCCCUGAUCAAGAUCGCGUGCGUCGACCCCUUUGUGAAUGAGAUCGUGCUGUUUGUCCUCUCUGCGCUCAUCAUCAUCAGCACCACGGCCAUCAUCCUGGUUUCCUACGCUUACAUCCUCUGCACUGUGCUCAAGAUCCCCUCCACCCGCGGCAGGAGCAAGACCUUCUCCACCUGUGGCUCCCAUGUAGCCGUGGUGAGUUUAUUCUAUGGAACCGUCUUCUUCAUGUACGCCCAGCCUGGGGCCAUCUCUGCACCAGAGCAAAGCAAGAUCGUAGCUGUGUUCUACACACUUAUCAUACCAAUGCUAAACCCGCUCAUAUACAGUCUGAGAAACAAAGAUGUGAAAGACGCUGUGAAAAGGAUGGUAUGUAGAGGAGCAGGUGUUUAGCUCAGCAGUUGAUAAACUAUACCCCCGUAUCAAAUGCCUGAGUUGGAGUUCUGGCUCUAACUCCUGAGUCCAGCUUCUUGCUAUUACAGUACCCGGGAGAGAGCAGGAUAUGGCUCAAGUAGUUGGUUACCUGACACCCACAUGGUGUCAG